This is a messenger RNA of Castor canadensis (American beaver), 11893 nucleotides long. It is a transcript of the gene Vapa, whose product is annotated as VAMP associated protein A. NCBI's taxonomy places the organism in Eukaryota, Metazoa, Chordata, Mammalia, Rodentia, Castoridae. Gene Ontology annotation, cellular component: endoplasmic reticulum membrane; plasma membrane. Gene Ontology annotation, molecular function: FFAT motif binding. Gene Ontology annotation, biological process: neuron projection development. The record is from RefSeq and is a predicted model, not a curated record.
UACACACGCAGAGCCCGUCACGUGGGACGCCGAGGAUCGCAGUGCGCGUGGCCGCAGCGGCUGGUGUUGGGUUGAGUCAGUUGUGACACUCGGAGCUGCUGACCCGCUGGCGGCCCACUGAACCCGCGGCAGAGCGGAGGCGUGGAGGCCCGGGAGCCGCGAGCCUGGCCCCGUCCUAGAGUUCGGCCGUGUUGACGCCGCUGCCAUCGUCCGCCCCCGCCAGCGAACCGCCGCCGCGGGCGCGCCCCCGCUCUGCGCUGUCUCAGAUGGCGUCCGCCUCCGGGGCCAUGGCGAAGUACGAGCAGAUCUUGGUCCUCGACCCGCCCACAGACCUCAAAUUCAAAGGCCCCUUCACAGAUGUAGUCACUACAAAUCUUAAGUUGCGAAAUCCAUCAGAUAGGAAAGUGUGUUUCAAAGUGAAGACUACAGCACCUCGCCGAUACUGUGUGAGGCCCAACAGUGGAAUUAUUGACCCAGGGUCCACCGUGACUGUUUCAGUAAUGCUACAGCCCUUUGACUAUGAUCCUAAUGAAAAGAGUAAACACAAGUUUAUGGUACAGACAAUUUUUGCUCCACCAAACUUUUCAGAUAUGGAAGCUGUGUGGAAAGAAGCAAAACCUGACGAAUUGAUGGAUUCUAAAUUGAGAUGUGUAUUUGAAAUGCCGAAUGAAAAUGAUAAACUGGGUAAAACUCCACCAGGGACUGCUCCGACUGUCACUUCAAUGAGCAGCAUCAACAACACAGUUGCAACACCUGCCAAUUAUCACACGAAGAAUGAUCCCAGGGGACUCAAUGUAUUCAAACAGGAGAAGCAGAAGAAUGACAUGGAACCUAGCAAAGCUGUUCCACUGAAUGCAUCUAAACAAGAUGGACCCAUGCCAAAACCGCAUAGUGUUUCACUCAAUGAUACUGAAACAAGGAAACUAAUGGAAGAGUGUAAAAGACUUCAGGGAGAAAUGAUGAAGCUAUCAGAAGAAAAUCGGCACCUGAGAGAUGAAGGCCUAAGGCUCAGAAAGGUAGCUCAUUCAGAUAAACCUGGAUCAACAUCAACUGCAACCUUCAGAGAUAAUGUCACCAGUCCCCUUCCUUCUCUUCUGGUUGUAAUUGCAGCCAUUUUCAUUGGAUUCUUUCUAGGGAAAUUCAUCUUGUAGAGUAAGGCAUGCAGAGUGCUAUUUCUUUUUUUUUCUCUUGACCAGAAAAAGAUUUGUUUACCUACCAUUUCAUUGGUAGUACGGCCCGCAGUGACCAUUUUUUUUGUGUGUGUGUACAGCGUCAUAUAGGCUUUGCCUUUAAUGAUCUCUUACGGUUAGAAAACACAAUAAAAACAAACUGUUCGGCUACUGGACAAAUUGUGUAUUACCAGAUCAUCACUAGCAGGUGUCAGUUGCACAUUCAGUCCUUUAUGAAAUUCAUAAAUAAAGAAUUGUUCUUUCUUUGUGGUUUUAAUAAGAGUUCAAGAAUUGUUCAGAGUCUUGUAAAUGUUAUUUUAAUAAUCCCUUUAAAUUUUAUCUGUUGCUGUUACCUCUUGAAAAUAUGAUUUAUUUAGAUUGCUAAUCCCACUCAUUCAGGAAAUGCCAAGAGGUGUUCUGUGGGGAAAUGGUGCCUCUUACCAUGUAAAUUUUUUCCUUUACCUUUGCUAAUAUCAUGGCAGAAUUUUUCUUAUCCCUUGUGAGGCAGUUGUUGACUGAGUUUUUCAUCCUUACAAUCCUGUCCCAUGGUAUUUAACAUUAAAAAAAAAAAUAAAACUGUUAACAGAUUCUUGCUCGAUAGCUUGUGUCUGUCUUGUCAUUGGCCGGGGGUGGGGAGGGGAUCAGAAAGUCCUGUACUAUAUGGGAAUUUUUUUUCUUUUGCAUUGAAACCUUUCCAGAUACUUUUAUUAUUUGUAAUUAAAAGUCCUCAGUCUAUUAAGGAAAGGAACUGACAGUUUCAAGGUACUUUAGGUAAUUUGAAAUAACAUAAUUGGUUUGUUUUUAAGAAAUAUAAAGUUCCAUGGAAAUAAAGUGCUGUAAUUUUAGUGAAUUUAUGUAUAUGCAACAUGGCUGUAUUGUGUUUAUGCUGUUUUUCCAGGUUCUUUCACUGUUUUCUCAAGAUUUAUUCCCCUUGAAUUUAAUGUACUUUUAAACUAGCCUAUAAUUCUAUUUGUAACAUAUUAAAUAAUAAUAGUUAAAAGUAAGUCUUCUUCCUCCCUGCCCAAUUUAACACUCAAAAUAAAUUUUCAUUAUGGAUAUUUAGUAUUACUGAGCAAGGCUUGGGAAUUUUCUUUGUGAAAAAUGACUUUGUAAGUCACUCUGUGAACCAGUUUCAGUAUAAAUACUCUUUACAGGGUCUGAUACGUGCCUGUACUUAGCCUUAUGUCUUUAUUUUACUUGUACUAAGAUAGAAAAUUUUGGAACCAGAGAAAAUACUGAGUAUAGUCUAAUACAGUGAAUUUUUAUUCUUGAAAAUAGGUGUUGGUUUUAUAGAAGAUGCAGUCUGCCUGAAAGAGAAACUUAAUCUUGGGACUUGAUGUGGUGCUGUGAAGUAUGUUAGGCCCAGGUUUGUGUACACAUCUUAUUAAACAGUAAAACGUUCUCAAGUAUUUUUAUUAUUACAUGCAAAUGUAUUUUGAAUUUGUCAGAUGACAUGUAGUGUGUAUUGUGCUCAGUGGUAUCUUUUGUAAAACCUCUUGCUUGUGUGCAAAAGUUAACUAAAAAUAAGCAGAAGUGAUGCCUAGCCAUUACUAGCAUGCUACUACUGCAGGUAAUGUUCCCAUUGCUGUGUGCUUUAUUGUAAUUAUAUCUGGAAAAGCAUGACAACAAAGCCUCACAUUUUCAUUCCGUAAAUGAAGAAUCAGUAAUCCCUUGGCCUAAAGCUCUCUAUAUAGUCAACAUCAGUGAUGGUAAGUAUCAUGCUUGAUAUUUUGUAAAUAUCUUUUUUAAAGAUGUAAGUUUUCAGAAGUUUAGCAAAGUCCCGUUUUAUGGGAAUGCUUUUCAGAAUUCAGUUUGUUUGGCUCCUUUGUUUAUGGUUGAAGAAUGUGAGGCUUAAGAGAACAUUACCCAUGUCUCAUAGGAAGUCUUAGAAGCAGAACUGAAACCAGAAAUCUGGUCUCCUGAUUCUAGCUCUGUCUUUUUCUGGUAAUUUUGUAGGGGAAAAUAAAUUAAUCUACAUUUGAUAAACAACUGAAAUAAUGAAGAUGAGAUGUUAUUUAAUAAGUGUAUGUGAGAUUUCCUGUCAAAUCUUUACUACAAAGGCUACUGUUGAAUAGUAUCAUGUAUAUUUUUUAGUGUUAAGUCUAGUAAUGCUUCCCAUAUUGAUAAUAAAUGUUACACAAUACUGUGUAUUUUUAAAUAGAUGAUUUACAAAAUACAUGAUGCAGUGUUUGGUUUUGAGAUAGGUUGCAGUCUGGAUAGCAGUUUUGGAAGUAUAUGUGAGCUUCUUAACUGCUUUAUGCAGCAGAAUAUGCUCUAACUGUAGGAGAUUUCAUUUCCGUUCUUUUUAAUUGUUCUAUAAAAUACCGUCAGAUUUUCCCAGCAAUAGUUAAUACUUUCAAAACAGUCCAGCUGUUUUGACAGAUAGCAGAUUAAAUUGUCUCAUCCUUACAUAUUUAGAAAAUUUGCUUUGUCUACCAGCUUGCUUGUGUAUGUAAGCAUGAGGGAAAAACACUUGCUAAUACUGAAAUUGCAAUCCAGUAACUAAGGUCUUAAGUUCACAUGUGACAUUGAAUACACUGCUUUCCCUCAUUCUUUCUGUAACUAAUGUACCUUAACUUUCCCCGUUCUUGUGUUUACCAGAAGCAAAUUUAAGAAUUGUGUUUUAAGUUUGUGGUGUGUACCUUUAAAGACAAGAAAUAACAUUUGGAGGAAGAUAGGCAUCAAAUUCAGAAAUUCUGAUCAAAGAAAUAAUCUUAAUUUCUCUUUCAAGUAUUUUAGCUCAGAAGUUCUGAAAUUGAUAAUAUAUGGCCCAGGAAGAUUUUUGGCUGUAGCUUUUGGAAAUACCCCAGUCUGAAAACAAGUUUUAACUGUAAGGUAAAAAACAAAAUAGGUCUUAUAGGCUAUAUCCCUAAAUUGUGAUUUGGCACUUUAGAAACAUUCAUAUAAGAGUUUUCCUGGAACUUCGUGCAUUCCUGUUCAGUGACUUUGGUGCGUGCAUAGGUCUUUAAAAGUUGAUCUUUGUGAGAGUUAGGGAAUGAUCAAAGCUUGUAGUUGGAAAUAUAACAAAGUCAGAAGUGAUCGUUAUUUUGUAACUUUCAAGGGCAAUUAAAGUGUUGCGUGAAUAAAUAAUGUGAAGUGUCAGUUUUCCUUUCCACAAUAAAAACAGAAAAAUUACUUCGUGGUAUGGUUUGUAUAUUCAUAUUUUGUUAACCAUUAGUUGCCAGUUGAUGACCACGACUUGAGUUGAGAGAGCUUAGUGACCUACAGUUAGUUUUUCAUGGGAAAUGAGGGCGGAGUUUGGUUUUCUCCGUCAGUCUUGUGUGUGAUAGCCCCCUGUGGGGAGAAGCUGUGCUUCUGCAGCGUUCUGUGGUAAUAGUGGCAUCUUGAGAAUGCUCACCUGGCUGGGGUUGAUGAGAGAAGCUUGAACAUGUGCUCCUAAGAAAAUGCUUUCAUUGUCUUCUGCAUUUCUAUCACAGAAGUAAUGACUUUAAGCAGUUUAAACUUAACUUAACUUCCCUGGAUAUUAGUAUUCUUUAAGCAGAAAUCAUUAUAUAAAACUUUAUUUUUUAUUCACCUUAAUCACUUCUGUUUUACUGAAGAUAGGUGUGAAGUAAUGGCAGAAUAUUUUUACAAUCAGUUUCUUGCUUAAGCUUGUGGACAUUUUAUGUCACACCUGAUUGGCCUGGCCUAGUUCUAUAUCUCCCCUCCCCAUUACCACAAUUCUUUUUAGAACACUCAUUUUAGACUCCUGUUUUCCAGUUGUUUGUAUGUGUAACACUUACCUAAAGACAAGUCUUACAGUGUAGGGAAACCUUUCAGAAAUGUUUUUUAAAAGGACUUUGGAAGAGUCACCUUUAGGUAUUUCUUAAUGGAAAAGUUAUCUUUGUAAAGUCAAGAUUGCUAGGACUUCAGUAAAGGCUUUUAAUUUGUAAAUGUGAGCUGUCAGUGCAAAAAUAAAAAGCAGUUUGAGAAAAUCUUAAUUUGUAAAUACAUGUGAGCUGUCAGUGCAAAAAAUAAACAAUUUGAGAAGUUUUGUGAGCCUGUUUUAAUUACUAUUUUAUUAUCCACAUGGGAAAUGUGGUUUUGCACAUUUUUAUUUUCAGAACCACAGGUGGUUUUCAAUUAUAAGAUGGUUUUCAAGGUGCUUGUCACUAUGUGCCCGUCUCAGUAUCGUGUCAGUUCAGUCCUCACAGAUCCAAGGGACCUUAUCGGUAGCAGGAGAUGGGCUCAGGGAGACUAAACUUGCUUAGUUAACAAAAAGGGGUUGUUAUUUAGGUGAUCUGGCUAUAGAGCCAUGCUCUUGACCUUUGCCAUACAUCAUGGGAAGGAAAUUGUGCCUUGAUCCAAGCUGCAGAUACUGUUUUGAGUGUGAUAAUUUUGUGAUGCCUUUGAUUCUAUCUAAAGUAUAUGCUUUUACUUCUAGACUUCAGAUCUUAAAUUUUCAGACUCUUCCCUUGGCCUUUAUUUCCCAAAGUAUGAAGAAACACACACUAUCCUUUUAAGAAUCUCAGCUCCUGAAUAAAACCUUAACAUAAACAUUUGGUCCUUCAAGAUUUAAUGAUGACUUAAACCAAGUGUUUUUUUUGUGUGUGGGGGGUGACUUUGUGGUCAACAUUAUUGAUACUGUUUAUAAUUCUACAAAAAAUGUUAAGUAAUAUGGAACACUAAAUGUAACAUUUUUGGGGAUGUAUACUUAAAGGUUCUCAACAUGAAUUUUAUAAAGUGCUAAAAAUUGUGUGCAUAAUGUUUGUAAGAGGAGUAGGACAACUACCAUUAUUCAGUAUUUAAAGAACCUUAAUAGCAUCUAUGCAUUUGGUCAAGGAAGUAGAUAGUGCAUAUGUUUCCAGCAAAUAAAUAUUAAGUUCCACAAAGAGGUAAACUGUUCUUUUCAUCCUAUGCUUUGCUUUUCGACCUCCAGAAGCAUUCAUUGCAAUCCCAAAAGUUUUGCAUUUGAAUAAUGCGUGUCUCAUUCCACAUACGGGAAUAAGAUGGUCUAGUGGCUAGAGAGUAAUUGUUCCUUCCUGAUUUGCUUUGGAUUUUUUUCCUGAUGUUUUCUCCAGCUUUAACGUUCAUUUUCAUACUUGCUUUGGAGCUCUUAUUUUCUUUCAGAGAAAAAACCGAUCAAAGGUAUAAUUGGAGGAAGCACUCUUACAGCUUCUAACCUGAGUUGUGUAUCGUCCAUGUUGCAAUGUCUUAUUAUUACACAUGUAUGGAAUCAUAGUCAGUAAAUGUAUUUGUAUGUUUUGAAAUGCCACAUAAAUGUGUCUCCUAUUCAUAAUACUGUCUAACUUUACCUUUCCCUAAAAAUUUUUGCACCCCAAACUUGCAAGUAAUUCUCUUGAGAUGUCUCUCAUGUCUACCAUGAACUGAUAACACCAUUUUCUCCUGUGCUGUAGUGCUGCUACUGCUGUUGAAGCCUAUUAAUCCAACCAGUACAGUCACUGCAUGAUGUCAGCAUAGGUUUCUUAGUGCCAUCUCCCAGUAUUUCUGGCACAGAUACAGUUGGUGCUGCACUGAACAUCUCAGCUCUUCCCUUUCUUGUGUCUGUCAGAUAUGUAAGCUGGCCAGAGAAUAUUUGGAUUGUUUCAAAAGACACCUGCUAAUGUGUGUGUCUAUGUCAUAUAUACAUGUGAUUUUAGAAGUAAGACAAGUCUAAGGGAAAGAGAUGAAUGCACAAGUACAUAUAUGAAUUACUGCAUGUCCUUUCUCCAUGCAUGUGCUGCAGAGGGUAUGGGUGGGUGUGGAGGUAGUUUUUCUUGCCUGUUUCAAAAAUGGUGCAAUGACUAUAAGCUGAAAUUCCUGUUACCUACAAUUCCCAUCACUUCAUGUUUGAUACUGUUAUUACCUGUACCAUCCCUAUGUUCACCUGAAUUUGUGGUGCCUAAUUUAGAAAUUCAAGUAUUAGCAAAUCCUGAGUACUUGCCCCCCCCCCCCCCCCGUGUAGAUAUGGAUGGUAUGAAUGGAGUUUGGGGUAGGUUAAGAUUAUACCAGGUUGAAAUAGUGGGAUCUUGGGGGAUCUUGUUGCCAUAAGGCAAAAAAUAGGCAUGUAUACCUAGUCAACAGAUAACUGGAUUUAGAAUGUCCAAAAGGCAAAAUGGACAAGGUUGAAGUCCAAUAAAUUACUUUUACAGAGUACCGAUUGGAUAUCUAUUUCGUACACAGAUUUAUGCUGAGAACCUUUUAAACUUUAACACAGAUCAGUGUUGGAGAAGGUAACUUGAUCAAACUUAACCAUGGAGGAGCCAAGGCUCGAUCCCAAGCUUGCUCUACCACACACAGCCUUUUGAAAAAAGGUGGAGGGGUAGGAGUGACAUGGUAGAAUUUGUUUAAUGGUGUUCAAUUCUGCAAAAGAGAGCUAGUUUUAGUCUCAGUUGCUGAAUACGAAGUGGAUAGAAUUAAAGAUUGUUUCUGGUUUCAAAAUUCUAAGGUCAAAGAGUAAUGUAACUAAAGCUUACUGCAUAAGGCUUCAGUCUGGAGACAGCAAUCUAUGACUGUGCAACAAGCUUUAUUGAACACCUGGAGAAAAGCAGCAGGAAAAUCCAUGUGGGUUUCAGAGAAUGGUCAAACUUAGGUUUGGAUUUUGACUGCCCCGUGACUAGACAAAAUCCCCUGAACCAAUUAUGGAUCCUCUCCAGAGCACAGGUUCCUCAUCAGUGAGGCCCGAUUUUCACACUGCUCUUUGCUAAACUUGUUGGAUUGUGAAGACCUAAUUAUUUCAAAAAUUUUAUGCUAUUAAUCAUAUAGAGCAGGAAAUCAGAAUUAAAACAUUUUAGUAGUUUAAUGGUAAGGGAUGACUUGGUAGAAAAUGUAAAAUAUUUUAAAGGUGGAGACAUAAGUAAACACUGCCUGUGAAUGUCAGGAAUAUGUAUUUUUGCUUUUGAGUUUUAAUGAAUGUGAAGGUAGUACCAGUAGAUGACAAUAUUUCCCUCUUAUCCAAGGUUUAACAAGUAACUGAGAUCUGAAAAAUUCAAUGGGAAAUUACUGAAAAAGAUGUAAGUUUUAAAAUGUAUAAAGUUCUGUCUAGUGCGAUGAGAUCUUGUGCAGUCCCAUUCUGCCCCACCUGGGCUGUGACUCACCCCCUUUGUCCAACAUGCCUGUCAACACUACUUAUCCAUUAGAGUCAUUUAGUCAGCAUCUUGGUUUUAACAUCAACUGCUGUAUUCUAGUACUUGUUCAGGUUACCCUUAUUUUACUUAGUAAUGGCCCCAAAGAGCAAGAGAAGGUAGUAGGGUAUAAAACACGGACUGACAGAUUAAUUCUGGUCUUGUGUGGUAAUGAUGCAAGGCAUGUAGGAAAAAAAUGGUCAAGACAGUUCUCAAUUUAGAAUGGCUCAGCUACCGACAGUUCACCUACAUGAUGAUGCAUAAGUGGACCUAUACAACUCUACAGUAUUCAGUAAAUUACAUGAGGCACUUGCCACUGUUACAAAAGUAGCCUUUGUGGUAGAUGAUUUUGCACAACUGCAGGUUAUUUCAAGUGUUCUGUGCAUAUUUAAAGUAGGCCAGACUAUGUAUGAAAUGCAUUUUAAACUUAAGUUUUCAGCUUUUGAUAGGUUUAUCAGGAUGUAACCCUACUGUAAGUUGAGGAACAACUGUAUGUUUAGGAUUUAAUACUGCCUAUGGUUUCAGGACUUCACUGGGAGUCUGGGAAUUAUCCUCCAUGGAUAAGAGAAGGACUACUGUGUGGAAGUUUGGAAAUAAUAAUAGCAGGAAAAAUUGCAAUAUUCCACUUCCCAGAAAUAAUUUAUAGGCAUUUGAUAUGCUUAGGUACAUACCAAAUACAUAAUUCCUACUAGUGUCAAUAUUAAUGGUAUAAAAACAGGGUUGAUUUUAGAGACCAAUUUAUGUUAAAGUCAUUUUGACUUGAAAAACAAGUUUGGAAAUUUUAAGAAAAGGUGCUAGAGAUACAGAUUGUGAACAUUGAGACACUUCCACUGCCUAACAUUUUGCCUCAUUUGUACUUUCUGCUUGCACACAUAAAUAUAGUCGCAUGCAUCUGUAAUGUAUAAUAUGUACACAUGCAUCUGUACACUUUCACACUAGUGUAUUUAUACCUGUAUCCAUGCCCACAUUUUAUUUUAUUGAAACCAAGAGUAAGUUGCAUAGGCCAAGAUAACAUGGAUCCUUAACUAUUUCAGUGUAUGUUUUCUAUGAAUGAGAAUACUUCCUUACAUAACCAUGGUAUGUAUUAGCCUCAAAUUGAAGAUAGAUUAGGUACUUUUCUCCCAAAAUAUCCAAAUAGACAAAAAUGACUGUCAUACACAGCAUUUUCCCCUUCUGGUAUAAGAACCAUUCUGGGGUCACAUGUUGCAUUAGUUGUUAAGUCUUUCUUAAUCUGAAAUAGUUCUGAAUAGUUCCUUAUUCUUUGUGUUUUAUUACAUUGAUAUAUUUUAAGACAUGUUCUUGCUACAUAUCCCACGUUGAUUAUGAACUUGAGAUCCUCCUGCCUCUGCCUUCCUAGGGCUGGGAUUACAGUGUGCACCACUUCACCUGGCUACAUUUAUGUUUUUGAAGAAUAUAGUCACUCACUACUCUCACCUUUUAAAAGAGAGUGUUUCUCAUGUAGGCUUUCUUUGAUUUUUCCUCAUGAUUAAAGAAUUGUUUCUUGGCUGGAGACCUUCAAAACUGAGUCUAUAGGCACUUGGUGCUCAUCGGACCCUCAUUUGUAGGAGAGAGGAGGUUAAAACUUGAAUCAUACUGCGUGGGUUUGAUGCUGGCUUUGCCAUAGUUUAGGGCAAAGGGCAAAUGUGCAAUGUUAUUGCCUUAGAUUCCUUGUGUGUGGAAAAAGUAUUUAAAAAUUUCAGUGUUGUAGAGUGCUGGAAAUUGUGACGGGCACAAAGUUAACUUUAUAAAUGCUCGUUAUUAUUGACCUUAAUUCUCCUAACAAUAAUUAUUACCAUUCUUGUUGAAAAUUGUCUCCAAAAUGCUGAAAUGUAAGUGUUCUCAUUCCCAAAAUUCUUUUUUCUUUUUUGGCAAGAUCUGCUGUAUGCAUGUUUAAUUUUUACAGAGUAGACAUGAAAGCCAGCUGAGGUGGUUCUUCCCACCCUCCUGCUGUUCACAUGGCGCUGUAGUGACUUUGAGAAAUAGCAGCAGUGGUUCAUUUAGAACCCAGUGAUCAUUGUUAAAAUCAUCAACAUUAGAUACAAAACAGAUUAGUUUUAUUUGGAUAAAUAUUUGAAUAUUGGCAGAAAGUAUUUGGAGCUUUUUUUUCAUGUGUGUGUAAAAAUGGUGUCCAAAUCUUGUAGUCGACUCUCAGGUCUUUGGAUAAAAUUUGUUUUCUGUGUUUUGUAAAUUAAUUUUACAAGUACUUUUGCUUAGGACCAUGACAACUGAGGACCUGCAUAAUUUUUUUCCUUUUUUAUUUUUGGACUAGGCCUCCUUUCUGUUUAUUUGAACAGGUACAGGAAGUUUGUCAAAAGCAAUCAAGUUCUACUCUUUUCUCAUUUGUGGAGAUGCUCACUUACAACUGAUCUUAUUUGGAGAAAGGACUUGAAGUUGCACUGAUUUGAUUCAAUUGAUUUGCUGGGUGGAACCCCAGCAAGCUGGAAAACUUGAUUCUGAAACUAAUAUAUGUUAAUAGAAACAAGCUUUCUGAAGGUGACAGUCCAUCAGGUUGUAGUGAGCACUUGAUAGCAUUCUUCCCCAGACUAGGCGAAUACUGCUCUCAUAGCCCUUAGAGUCAUUAGUGAGGACAGGAAGGGUGGAGAGUGACAAGGGGAGCUUGCUCAGGGUGCCUGUAGGACAUUUGUUUGUGCAACCAGACCUCAUUCCCUCUUCCUUCUUUAUUCUCUGGAUUUCCUCUGGGAAACUCUAUUAGUUUCCUAUUGUGGCUAUAAAAGAUUAGCACAAAUUUAAUGAUUAGAAGAACACAUAUUUAUUAUCUUAAAAUCUAUUUCAGAGGCUCAAAGAUCUUCCUUUUGGAGGCUCCCGGGAGACACCAUCCUUUCCUUUUCCAGCUGCUAGAGGCCACUGGUGUCUUACUGCUCCUGUCUCAUUUCCGCAUCAUAUUACUCCAAUUCCACCAGCACACUAAGCAAGGCUUGGCAUUCUCUCUGUUCAUGAACUACUGGCUAUUGAGCUAAAUCACUUUUUCUUAAAAAAUUCGUAUUUUAAGUGUGAUAGGUUUGAAAUGGAUACCUAAAGCAUUUAUUAGAUUCCAGAAUUACCUAUGCUUGGAACUUUUAGGUUUCAAAAAUAGUACAUCCAGUAAACCCCCUUAUCUUCUGGGGAUAUUUCCAUGAUCUUAGUGGGUAUCUGAAACCUCACUAUCAAAUCACUUGAUUUGUGUAUGUGUGUAUAUGUUUAUGGUUUUUCUGAUGAUAAUGUUUAAUUUACAAAUUAGGCACAAUAAGAUAUUAUCUACAAUAUAACAACUAAUAAAAGUUAUGUGAAUAAUUCUCUUUCUAAAUAUACCUUAUUGUACUUUGACCUGUUCACUUAUGGCUUCUCUUUGGCAUAUCCAAAUUGCCAGCAUCACUAUGCUUGAGCUUUGGAGCUACUUUAACACAACACUGCCAUACUGGGGCAGAAGUUUGGAUAACUGAGAUGGCUGCUAAGCAACUGAUAGACUGCCCAAAUGGUUGAUGUAUAUCCUAGAAUAGAUUUUGCAGGACAUUGUGAGAUUUCAUCACACUACUCAAAAUGAUGCACAGCUUAAAACAUGGAUUAUAGGGCUGGACCUAGUGGCUCACUCCUGUGAUCCCACAAGGAUCACAGUCUGAGAUUGGCCUUGGCAAAAAAACAAAACAACAAUAAAAAAAAAAC